AGGUAGGACAGGACAAGACGAACACAACUCGAGCGCAAAACUGUGGGCAGAGCGAUAGCUAAGCUUGUUAAUGAAUCUACACUGAUCAAAGGCAAAGAAACAAAAUAGAAUUUCAAUCCAGAUCCGACAAAGCUUUUCCGGCUUCACACACUCUCUAAAAYGAUGCCAAGGAUAAAGCGGCGAACACAGAGAGCAUCAGCAUCGGAAUCAGCAUCGGUGUUUUAUGUGGUCACCGGCGCGGCUAUAUGUUUGUGCAUAAUGUCAAUAAAAUCUUGUCGUGCAUUCCAACACAACGGCAAGACGUUGCAACACACACCRACAAGGAGAUUUCAAGCACCGCCAACAUCGUCGUCAUGGGUUCGACUGUACGACUCUCAUUCCGAAAACAGAGGAGCCAGUCUCUUCGAAAGUAGCAUAGAACUAGAGGAAUACCCAGCACAGGAGAAAAAUUCUCCAUUGAACGAAAUGGAGCGUCGGAAUUUUCUUCUCGCKACGGCUGCGACCAUGGCAUUCUUCCCCCUCCAAUCCGCAAAUGCGAGCGAAGGGAGCAAAAAAUCACUAGAAAACCUUCAGGUUGGUCGUGGGAGUUGGAACCCCGGUCGCCAAAYGACCGGAGAACCUGUGCCAAUAGAUGACGAAAACCUCUUGGCAAGCGCGGGAGAUACCAAUGGAGUACAGAAUGGUAAUGUUGUUGUCACAAGCGUGCCGGCUUGUUUUACUACCUACCUGACAAGAUUUCUCAUCAAUUACGACGACGGCGUCGCUGCUUGGUGGCAACAACGCAGAAUUUCCUACUCGUUGCUACCCGAUGAACAACAACAAAGCCGACUGGGACGAGACUUUGGGGGUUUAGCGGUCUCGAUACAGGAAGCGGUGSAAAUAUACCUGAAAAAGGCCAGCAGCAAUCGACAGGGAUACGAACAACUAUUUGAUCGAUUUGCUGCUACCUACGCAGAUGCAGCAAAGAACAAUGAGGACGUAAAACGGCAGCUUUGCAUGCUAGCUGCUACCCUGCCAGUUGAUCAACAGCCGAGGGACCUCAUUCGGAAAAUUAUWCCUACAGGAUUGACGAUGUCGAAAGAAGGGGACUCUGCCUCUUUAGCCGAUUUGUCUACUUUAUUGCCUCGUGAAUACAACCCCGUUUUUUCUUCUUCCGAUGGUUUCGUUUCAAUCCAACCGCCAAUAAGCCUAUACCAAGUAGGUGUGGGCGAAGAGUUUGGCCAAGCUGCUACKGCUACCACAUUUGGACCGCUGGCUCUGAAUGCACUCASAAGGGAGCUUCCUCGCUACACAUUUGACAUUUAUGCCUUGUUUGGUAUAAGCGGUGCGACCGGCUGUGCACUGACUCAUUCAGUUGUCAUUCCGCUAGACGUUGUCAAGACCCGGGCCCAGACAUCUACAGAAUCGACCAUGAAYAUCGUUACUGAAAUCGUCGAGAAAGAGGGGGUCGCGGGCCUCCUGACGGGUGCCCAAGCGACCCUUGCGGGUUAUGCGUGGUAUGGAGUCAGUGUCUAUCCCUCUUAUGCCUUUUUCAAACGGUUUUUGGCAAACACCGUUCUGACACCGGAAUUGGCUGUGGCCCACGCGAACGAUGUUGCCUUGAUUGCGGGGGCCUUGGCGGCGGUCGUCGCCAGUUUGGGUUUGACUCCUUUGGAGGCGGCACGGAUCCGAGUGGUUUCCGAACCCACUAGAUACAGAGCCAUGGGUCUGAGCGGAACUUUACAAGCAAUUGCAUCCGAAGGUGUUGCGAACGGAUCCUCUUCCUUGGGAUCACUGUACAAGGGAUUGCCUUCUCUAAUGACUCGACAGGUGAUUUUUGGAUCAGUAAAGUUUCUUGCGUUCGAGCGGGCAUGCGAAUUUAUAUACCAGACCUGGCCGAUGCUGAAAGAUGCGACCUGGACCGCACUGACUGUUAGCCUAGUGGCGGGUGCCUUUAGUGGCGCCCUCAGUUGUGUUGUAUCGCAACCUGCCGAUGCUGUCUUGACGUAUGUUGCACAAGAGAGUACAGAGAGUAACGACGGGAGUAGCAAGGGGUUGGGUGUAUUGGAAGGUAGUCGUCUCAUGAUUGAAGAAAGUGGCUUUUCCUCUCUUUUCCGUGGCCUUGGGAGCCGUUCGUUAUGGGCUGCGUCCAUUAUUUCCGGACAGUUUCUUUUGUACGAUAUUUUCCGGAAUUCGUUUGGUGUCAACAGCGAUGACCUAUCUCAAAUUUUUACAAUUGAUCUUUAGUGGAGCUAUCUCAUAUUUACUGGCAGAACGACGCAAAGUUUUUGAUAAAUUCUUACCGGCGUUGGGAACAAAGUGGCGAACAUCGAGCCGUACAGUCGCAAAAUAUGUCACCCCGACUCUCUGGGUUGGUUCUCGUUUCCAUCUUCAUUAUAAAGCAUUACACAUCAGUAUCGAAAAAGCGAUGUUCAGUUCUUUGUACCCUACCAUCGYAAGACAGAGAAUUGAUUUUUAAUUCGGUUAAAAAUGGAAUGGCACCAAGAAACCAAGCUAUCACUUUGGCUUCUGAAGCACAGAAGCGGGAUGCAAUCGCGGAAAAAAUUAUGUUUCUUAAAAAUGCGAUUGUAUUACACGUUUGUAGUAGGAAAAUAGUAUCAUUAAAAGAAAAAGAAUCAU
Pseudo-nitzschia multistriata is the source of this 2619-nucleotide messenger RNA. The record is from the annotation of a GenBank genome assembly. Lineage: Eukaryota; Bacillariophyta; Bacillariophyceae; Bacillariales; Bacillariaceae.